AUGACGGAGCUUGAACAAGCUUUGAAAAAGAUCGACUCUAAAUUACGCCUGUUGAAAUUUACGCGCGAUGAUGUACCCAGAAUCCAAGAAAAGAAUGAGCUAAAGGCGGCAGAGCGAUUGCAAAAAGCCUUGGAGCAACAGAUUGAUAGCGUUCACGAACAGAUGGUAGAAAUUCAAGCGCUCAAAAUAGAAAAUGGAGAUCAACCCGACGACGUGCGUAAAUGGAGCCUGGAGAUAGAAAAGCAAGUCGCAGAAUACGAACAAGUCACAGAGGAUGUGAAAAGAACGUUUAAGAGUCUGCGUGACGAGGCCUUACUAGAAGCGAAAUGGGAAGAAGAAAAAGUCGAAGAGGAGAAACGCAAACGGCGAUUUGAAGAAGAGCUAAAAUUAGAAGAAGCAAGAAUGGAGAUUAAGAGAGAAUUUGAGAAGAAACUUGAGCAGGAUAAAAGCAAAUCGGCGAAGGAAAGCGGGGCGAAAUUACCUAAAUUAACCAUCACAUAUUUCAAGGUACCCAUUUGGAUUGGCUGCAGUUCUGGAACCAGUUCGAAACCGACAUUGAUAAGGCUGCAAUUACCCAAGUGGCAAAGUUUUCUUAUCUGA
Porites lobata is the source of this 600-nucleotide messenger RNA. NCBI's taxonomy places the organism in Eukaryota, Metazoa, Cnidaria, Anthozoa, Scleractinia, Poritidae. The record is from the annotation of a GenBank genome assembly.